CAGAGUCAAGAAAAUAGGCAGCAAAAUCAUGGCUCUCUACUUCUCUUUAUGGUGAGUAUGGAGGGUAGUAUCCUUCUGCCAUUGACAAAGCUUGUGAAAAAACCAAAUUCUGAAACCCAUUUUCCUCGAUUAUAUACUUGUCUCCUAAUCCGUCUAUCCUCAAUAAAGUUAUUCCCACAAAGCUUAUUAAGUAUUGAUGUAGUAAUUCCAUCGCUGCAAAUUGAAGAAACUCCUUUAAAUAGUAUCUUCUUUCAGUCUUGUCCUUCCGUAUAUGCUAGGCUGUAAGGUGAAAGCUUUUGGAUCCAGCGCUUUAUUGGGUCUCUCUCUCUCUCUCUGCCUGUUAAGAUCUUAGGGCUUUGAAGGAUUGUGACAGCUGUUCUCACUUUUUCUGUAUUGCAAUGUUCAUUAGUUGAUAGUAUUAGGUUCUUUACGCUCUGAUUAUUGCUUGAAUCUUGUGUUUGUGUUGGUGGAGGAGAUCAAUUGAGGUUUUGUUUGGUGGGUUUUCUUUUGUUCCCUGUUUAUCUAUUAGUGAAGUGGGAAUCAGUCUUCGUUCCUGAUCAAUUGGAAAUCAGGGUGUUUUUGAUAAAAUUGGGUUCAUAUGCUUGUUUUUUGUAUGCUGCAAUUUAAAGCUGAAUUGAGUUACAAAAAGGAGAGAAAGAUUCCACUGAAGCUUUUGAUCGAAUGGGUUCACCUGGGUUCUUCUUGAUAUGUAUCCUCCACUCUACAAUAGCUUUAUACUGUGGAGUUAUGAUGAUCUUUUACACCUAUGAAAUCUCUACAUUUGGUCAUGGAACUGAGAUUGCCAGUAAGCUUAGAGGGUCGACACCCCAUGAUCAACUCUUGAUCCAGACCUCGGAUUCCUUUUCUGGGUUGCUUUUGUUUGCCAUUGGAUUCCUCUUGUUGAUGAUGGCUUUUGUUAGGGAAAGAGAGUUUCAGAGCUUCUUUGCAAAAGGGUGUGUUUUCCUUCAUGUUUUAAUGGCAUUGUGGAGGGUUUACUUUGAGAGAAGGCUUGGAGAUCUUGCUAGUGAUUGGCCCAGGAAGGUUGUUGGGGACAUUGCAAUGGCAGCUUCUUGGGUAUUCGUUAUUGUCUACUCAUGGAGGGAGAAGUAUGAUUAGUUCAGAUCAUUGCAGUUGCUGUUCAGUGGAUUGCAAUCACUGUGAAAUCCCAGGCUUCCUAGUUGGGUUUCUAUGAACUUGUCAAGUGGAUUGGAGACCAAGCAUGAUCAGAUUCUGGGUUACUUUGCUUAAAACUCUGGUCUUGAAUCUUGAAGAUGCUUGAAUCCUAAGCUAUGU
This is a messenger RNA of Tripterygium wilfordii, 1293 nucleotides long. RefSeq lists its product as uncharacterized. Bases 682 to 1116 code for a protein of 144 amino acids. The transcript has a single exon. The record is from RefSeq and is a predicted model, not a curated record. Lineage: Eukaryota; Viridiplantae; Streptophyta; Magnoliopsida; Celastrales; Celastraceae.